CUCAGAUGCAAAAAAGAUGUAAUUCAAAUCUGUUUUAGCUGAGAAAAAUGGCAGAUUUAGCUUCUGAACAAUUUCUCACUGAAAGAGAAGAAAGAUAUCUUUUGAAACUUGUUUACAAGUCAGCAAAUGAAACUGCAGGUGGUUAUUAUGUACGACCAAAGCGAAGGAUCAUCAAGAUGGAAGUGUCUAACCUCAGAUCAUCUGAUCUGACUCGUGAUCAGAUAAAAGCCUUGGCUGUCUGCUUACCUUCACUCCAAUGUGGGCCUAGAACAGAUGAUGAGCAUUUUGACCAAAAGUGGUGCAAGGAAAGGUUACAUGUGCACCAAUUCAGCUCAACUUCCGAACUGAACAUAAUUCCACCCUCAGCACUAACAGCUGAAGUAGCGAGGAGGAAGGGGAGGCCUCAGCAGCCAGACAGCAGCCAGUUACAGCUGGUGACCCCAGUCCACCCAGAGCAGAUCGACAUACAGGCCCUGGCCAACACCCAGAAUCACUUCAACUUCAUGGAGUUUGAGGGGAGGAAGUUUGUGAGAGUCACCUCCUCAGUUCACUCACCUGAUGGACGACAGCGUCCAAGGAAAUGGAGAGUUUCUGACUACAACCUGAAGGGUCAGAUGAUCCUGUCUGUGAUCUGCACCAUUACCAUGGAUGUCCAAAUAUCCAACAGUGAAGAGAGACGGCAUUCAGAGCAGGAAGAGAGCAGGGUCACCACCUGAGCAACAGAGGAGACAGAACAUUUAUUUGCAGUUAUUAUUAAACCUGCAUUACUGCAAGCGAUUGUUUUUGGGCCACUUGGGGGCAGCAUAAACACAAC
Perca flavescens (yellow perch) is the source of this 814-nucleotide messenger RNA. RefSeq lists its product as uncharacterized. Lineage: Eukaryota; Metazoa; Chordata; Actinopteri; Perciformes; Percidae. The coding region runs from base 48 to 716 and encodes 222 amino acids. The transcript has 2 exons. The record is from RefSeq and is a predicted model, not a curated record.